Molecule: messenger RNA, 1553 nt
Organism: Lotus japonicus
Lineage: Eukaryota; Viridiplantae; Streptophyta; Magnoliopsida; Fabales; Fabaceae
Product: mitochondrial phosphate carrier protein 3, mitochondrial-like
Exons: 6
Coding region: 188-1267 (359 amino acids)
Biological process (GO): mitochondrial phosphate ion transmembrane transport
Cellular component (GO): mitochondrial inner membrane
Molecular function (GO): phosphate transmembrane transporter activity
Source: RefSeq, a predicted model, not a curated record
GGCUGACAUUUCAUACACACUUCAUUCCAUCAACAUUCUCAUUUCCUAACCACAAACCUUCCCAUUUUGUCGCUCAUUUUCUCUUCCACUCAAACAACAAUAUUAUAUUUUCAAUCUUUUGUUACCUAGAAACAUAAACACAUACAUUAAUUGUCACACAAAACACCAUUUUUUGGUGAAAUUCUUGAUGGCUCCCUCUCUUGUCCCUGGAUUCCUAUACUCAUCAAAAACACUCUCCCAAUUGGAUUCAUCGAUCAACACCAAUCAUGGUUUGCCACCAUUGUCCACCACCUCCUCCAUUGGAUCACAUUCAUCAUCACCAUCACCACAAGGUAGGAGUCCUAUGAUCCCUUCACCAAAGGAGGGUAUCCCCUUGUUUUCCCCUGCUUACUAUGCAGCUUGUAGUGCCGGCGGCGUCUUCAGCUGUGGCCUUACCCACAUGGCUGUCACUCCUCUUGAUCUCGUCAAAUGUAACAUGCAGAUUGACCCUUUAAAGUACAAAAGCAUCACAUCAGGAUUUGGAGUUUUACUGAAGGAGCAGGGCGCUAAAGGUUUCUUCAGGGGAUGGGUGCCUACUUUGUUUGGUUACAGUGCUCAGGGAGCAUGCAAAUUUGGGUUUUAUGAGUUCUUCAAGAAGUACUACUCAGAUCUUGCAGGACCUGAGAAUGCAGCCAAGUACAAAACGUUCAUAUAUCUUGCUGGUUCUGCUUCAGCAGAAGUUAUUGCUGAUGUUGCACUUUGUCCCAUGGAAGCAGUGAAAGUUCGUGUGCAAACUCAGCCUGGCUUUGCUAGAGGUUUGUCUGAUGGGUUACCCAAGUUUGUCAAGGCUGACGGUGUAGCUGGGUUGUAUAAAGGACUUGUUCCUCUUUGGGGCCGUCAGAUUCCAUAUACCAUGAUGAAAUUUGCUUCCUUUGAGACUAUUGUGGAGAUGAUCUACAAACAAGUCAUCCCAACCCCUAAAGAACAGUGCAGCAAAAAUAAGCAGCUUGGAGUGAGUUUUGCAGCAGGAUAUAUUGCAGGUGUACUCUGUGCAAUUGUCUCGCACCCAGCUGACAACCUCGUUUCUUUUCUUAACAAUGCCAAGGGAGCCACUGUUGGCGAUGCUGUGAAGAAGAUUGGGGUGGUGGGUCUUUUCACUCGCGGCCUUCCGCUUCGUAUUGUUAUGAUUGGAACACUAACUGGAGCUCAGUGGGGACUAUAUGAUUCAUUCAAAGUGUUUGUAGGGCUGCCUACAACUGGUGGAAGUGCUCCUGCUCCUGUGAAAUAGAAACCACACAAACAACGUGCAAGUGGAAGAGAGGUUAUCAUGACAGAAAUAAUGUUAGGCUGCUUUACCAGAGCACCCCCAUUCUUUCAUUAUCGAGAUGAAUUUUCAGAUAUUGUAUUUUAUUUUAGUAUUUUUUUCAAUCGGAACUUGAUUAUAUAGCUUGAUUUUCAGUUGGUGAGAUAUAUGUAGUUUGUCUUCCAAGUUAUUGACUUACGGAAUGUUUGGUUCCACAUUUGCAUACGCUAGAAUUGAUUCUCCAAUGUCAAUCAAUUUUUCAAUGUUUGAA